CGCCGUAGCUCCGGCCGGAGCAUCAGGUGGGGCCCAAGACACCCACAGACUAGGCUGCUGCGGCCUCUCCCGGAUCCGACGGGCCGCCCGCAGCUCGUCCACACUCUGGCUGGUGAUCCCAGCACAUUUGCAGGCGCCAGCGGGUGGAGACGGCUUGGUGGGGGAGACCUCUAGGGCACACGCCGUGCCCCACUUCCCUCUCACGGGAAAAGCUUCUCAGCGCGCAGACCCAGGAGACUCCCACCCCGGCUCUGCCCUAGGCUCCCAGGGACACGCAGCGGCCCGCCGGGCCCCGGCCCCGAGCCCCCCGACACUGCCGUCCCGGUUCCCCAACGCGCGGACUACAAGUCCCAGCAGUCCCCGCAGCUGGCACCUCCCGCCUCGCCGCGGAGACCCCCGGCCGUCCAAGCGGCGGGGCUCCGGCUGCGCUCGUGGCCGGGCCGGGCAGGGAGGCCGGUCCCGCGGGCGGGGGCAGGGGCGGCUCCGCGGCUUCUCCCGCCGCCGCCGCCAAGGGGAGUUUCCAGGAAGUGGCCAUAUUGGAUCCAUUCAGCCGCAGCCGCCCGGGCGGAGCGCGUCCCGCAGCCGGCUGGUCCCCGUCGCGGCCCCUGCGCUGGUCCCAGCCCGCCCGCCCGGUGCGGAGCUCGCCAUGGCGGCCACCGACCUGGAGCGCUUCUCGAAUGCAGAGCCAGAGCCCCGGAGCCUCUCCCUGGGCGGCCAUGUGGGUUUUGACAGCCUCCCUGACCAGCUGGUCAGCAAGUCGGUCACUCAGGGCUUCAGCUUCAACAUCCUCUGUGUGGGGGAGACUGGCAUUGGCAAAUCCACACUGAUGAACACGCUCUUCAACACGACCUUCGAGACUGAGGAAGCCAGUCACCACGAGGCAUGCGUGCGCCUGCGGCCCCAGACCUACGACCUCCAGGAGAGCAAUGUGCAGCUCAAGCUGACCAUUGUGGAUGCCGUGGGCUUUGGGGAUCAGAUCAAUAAGGAUGAGAGUUACAGGCCCAUAGUUGACUACAUCGAUGCGCAGUUUGAAAAUUAUCUGCAGGAGGAGCUGAAGAUCCGCCGCUCGCUCUUCGACUACCAUGACACAAGGAUCCACGUUUGCCUCUACUUCAUCACGCCCACGGGGCACUCCCUGAAGUCCCUGGAUCUGGUGACCAUGAAGAAACUAGAUAGCAAGGUGAACAUUAUUCCCAUCAUCGCCAAGGCUGACACCAUCUCUAAGAGCGAGCUCCACAAGUUCAAGAUCAAGAUCAUGGGCGAGCUGGUCAGCAACGGGGUCCAGAUCUACCAGUUUCCCACAGAUGAUGAGGCUGUUGCAGAGAUUAACGCAGUCAUGAAUGCACAUCUGCCCUUCGCCGUAGUGGGCAGCACCGAGGAGGUGAAGGUGGGGAACAAGCUGGUCCGAGCACGGCAGUACCCCUGGGGAGUGGUGCAGGUGGAGAAUGAGAAUCACUGCGACUUUGUGAAGCUGCGGGAAAUGUUAAUCCGGGUGAACAUGGAAGACCUCCGCGAGCAGACCCACAGCCGGCACUACGAGCUCUACCGGCGCUGCAAGUUGGAGGAGAUGGGCUUUCAGGACAGCGAUGGUGACAGCCAGCCCUUCAGCCUACAAGAGACAUAUGAGGCCAAGAGGAAGGAAUUCCUGAGUGAGCUGCAGAGGAAGGAGGAAGAGAUGAGGCAGAUGUUUGUCAACAAAGUGAAGGAGACAGAGCUGGAGCUGAAGGAGAAGGAAAGGGAGCUCCAUGAGAAGUUUGAGCACCUGAAGCGGGUCCACCAGGAGGAGAAGCGCAAGGUGGAGGAAAAACGCCGGGAACUGGAGGAGGAGACCAACGCCUUCAAUCGCCGGAAGGCUGCGGUGGAGGCCCUGCAGUCGCAGGCCUUGCACGCCACCUCGCAGCAGCCCCUGAGGAAGGACAAGGACAAGAAGAAGGUCCGCAGCGCUAAAGGGAGGAAAGCAGCUUCCCACAGGGCCUCUGUGGUUUCUUUUGCGGGGAGGAGCUGCCCCUCAAGUAGAGGCUGGAGUUAUUCCUGCAGAGCGCAGAGAGGAAAGAGAGACUGGAUGGCAGGGAGGCCUUUCCCAGCACCAGGAGUGCAGUCAACGGAGUGGCCAGUUAACGCACGCACAGACUUACAUGUCAAGAGUGGACUUUAGACUUUCAUGUGUUAAGUUGCUUGAGUUACACCUUGUGACCCUUCUCCCAUAACAUGGUGUGAGGACGGACUGGGAGCCGGUACAGACUCCAGUGUUUACAGCCUUGCUUUCCCCUACCUGACCCUGGCCCCAGGCUGCCCCAGGCCUGGUGGACCACCCCUCUCUAUGCAAACACAUAAAAGCCAGGAAUGCUGGAAUCCAAAACUGACGAGGUUUAUUUUUUUCAGAGCCAGUGGCUGGUCUUCCAUUUACAGUGUCACUAUUCCCUGAUGGAGCUGUUAUGUGCCGCUCCAGCGAAGGCCCCAGCCGGGAUGCUAGGCCUAAUUGUUCAGCGUGGAGAUGGCAACUCACGUGGUGCCCUAGGUGCAGCUGCGUGGUCUGGUAUACAUGCUGCAAAAUUCACCCAGUUCCCCUCAUUUUAAUUUUUCUAACCUAGAGCUUAAUUUUAAUAACUUUAAAACACUUCUAAAUAUUUAUUUUGGCACCAGCAUCAAGACAAAUAAUAUCCUCUCCCAUUAUUUUCAUAAGUAACACAGAUUUCCUGAUUUUUAAAAACUAAAAAUACCGCUAAACCUUUCUUAUGUAUAAAGUAUGCCUAUCAUACACAGGGAGAGGUGGGUAAUAAACUUCCUGUAAUGACAGUGUUUGGCAUUUCUUUGUGGAUGGAAUUGGAACAUGAACAAGACCAUGUCCAGCGUUUUUACUGUGAAUGUAAAUGGAACAGCAGCCUAAAGCAAUUGUCUGUGCCCCAGAGGUGCUACCUGUAAACAGGGACCAACUCCGUGUGUGUGUUAAGUGUUUGACUCCAAUUAAGACUCCCAAGCAAAUCCUGCAUAUUCCAAAUGCAAAGAGUACUCAGUGGGAAAAAGGUUGUUACGUCAAAGUCAUUGCUUCUUUCCUGGCUGGGUCACAGGGUGAAGAGAUGAAGGUGUCUAAUGUAUACAGACAAUGAGGGAAAAAUGAGCAGCAAAAGAGCUUUCCCCUUCAGCUGCACUCUAAAGGGGAACAUUUUAAGGAAGUACUAGCAGCUUUGAUUCUUCUAUGCUCCUGUUGGUUUACAAGCCACCGAGAAUGUCAGUGUUGAGAAUAUGGCCUGGUAAAAUGGGAGAUGGAAAAUGACUAUAGACAAAAGGAAGGGUAGUUUUAAUGUUGAAGCACUGUGCUGGGCACUGGAGCUACCCAGAGGAAUGCACAACGCUCCCCUCAAGGAGCUCACAGUCUAGCACACUCCCUAGCUGGAAGCCUCAGGAAGCCGUGCUAAUUUAUUGUGGAGUUGGUAGUUUGCUUUUCAUGCCCCUGUCUUCUUUCUCAUGACCAUUUCCCACUUUCUGCCUGGCUUGCAUUAGUGAUUUCCAGGACCAAGUCCUGGCUUCCUCCUGCCUUCCUGAGAUGAUGUUCUGCUCAGGGAGAGGCGGAGGGGUGAGCUGUGUGCGUCCACUGAGGCACGGCCAGGAAGAGGCAGCGUUUACCUAUGAGGGGCUCCAUGCUCCAGCAGCAGAGCAGGUUCUAGUGACAAUUCUCCAAGUUUUUAUGCUAUGACCGGGGUGGAUCUAAAUUUUGUGGGACUGAAAGCUUGAAUUAUUUAGACAGACUUCUUUAAGAAAAACAAUGUUAAUAUAAAAUUAGGUACAGGGUCUUGGAAGGGGCCCUGAAGAUUACGGUUCAUUAGCUUCACAAUAAGUCCACAUCUGGUUGCAACUGAAAACUGAUGCUUCAGUGAGGGUAUCUAAAAAGGUAAACUGGCAUAUAUCCAUGGCAAGUGUGGGCUGCCAGUGGCUCAUCUCUAGGGUAAUUUUAUGUCUGAAAGUGUAUGCAGUUGGGUCAGAGCAUGAUCUUUAAGAUAGCCUCUCUCAGCUAACAUAUUUCUGAAGAUGAGGCCUGGUGACCCAGCAGGUUCAUUGGAUACAUAAGAAAGAAUUCCUGGUUCAUGGGCCAACCAGGGACUCUGGAGUGUGCAGAUUUGGCUAUUCGUCCAUUGUGGCCUGCGGGUUGCACCCCGGGUAUACUGAAAGGCCAUACUCGUGGCUGGCUGCCUGCCUGUGGGUCUGAGCCUUCCCAGUAUCUUCAGGGACACUUGACAGACUUGCGUUUUCUCAAGUCUGAGCUGCCUCCACAGGUCCCUCUAGCAAGCCUCACUGUACCUCUCCCCCUGCUGUUUGUGUUUGGAAUUUUGUCAUCUUUAGCUGAGACCAAAUUAAACCUUGGUGCAUAAAGUGAGCUUAAAACUUGCCACUGUUUAAUAAGUUAGCUCUCAUAGAAUGUGACCCUGUCUGCAGGGUCUCAUUUACCCUUUUUUUCCUCAUUGUCAUUUGUUGGUGUUAAUAGGGCUGUCUUACAGGAUCAUGUUGGCAUUUACUAUCAUGUCUUUCAUAAACCAUGUUUGUUUGGGGUAGAAGAAUCACUAUAUAAUUUGUUGUCCAAACUGGGACUAUUAAGAGAGAAAGGGGAUGCUAUUAAUUACACCAGAUCAACAGGCAUAAAUCAGACCUGUCCCAGGCCAAUGGGGAUAUAUGGUCUUUCUAGUUGUGGGUAACCUGAUCUAGGUGGUUUGUAAUUGUGCAUACUGACUGCAUAUAUGUUUGUGUAUGUCUAAAUGUGGGCUCCCUGUUAAGUGGGGCUCAUGGAUAUGAGGCCCGCAUGUGGCUUGCUAGUCUGUUAUGUUAACAUGCUUUUCUAAAAUUGCUUCACGUGUUCAUUCAUUUACUCCUGCAUUCAUUGACUGUUUUUGUUCUUUUCCAUUCACUUUGUACUCAUUUUUUUCCAUUAAAUUUUGCAUUUAUUUUGA
Chlorocebus sabaeus (green monkey) is the source of this 4940-nucleotide messenger RNA. Lineage: Eukaryota; Metazoa; Chordata; Mammalia; Primates; Cercopithecidae. The record is from RefSeq and is a predicted model, not a curated record.